Molecule: messenger RNA, 2331 nt
Organism: Sesamum indicum (sesame)
Lineage: Eukaryota; Viridiplantae; Streptophyta; Magnoliopsida; Lamiales; Pedaliaceae
Biological process (GO): glucan catabolic process
Molecular function (GO): beta-glucosidase activity
Source: RefSeq, a predicted model, not a curated record
AGUCCAAAUUUAUCUGCAAUUCAAUGUUUGUAUUAAUGUCAAUGUUAUGAUUCUUAUCCGGAUACACGCAGCAACAGUCAUGUGAUCUUGUGGGCCAAAACCUCAAACUCUUUGCAUCAUCUGUCCCUUCAUUACUGCUGCUCUCCCAAUUGUGUGCUGUAUCUUAAUUCUAAGCUGAGUAUAAAUUAGCAGUAGGGUUAAAGAUUUUUGCUUUUUUUUGUCAAACUGAAGGCUGCGUUGAGGAGAAAAAUGGCUGAAGCUCCUGCAGUCUUCAUUGGGAUUUUGGUGCUGUGUUGCUGGAUAGCGGUAGCUAAUGCAGAGUACAAGAUAUACCAAGAUCCCAAACAGCCCAUAAGUAAGAGAGUUAAGGACUUGUUGGGCAGGAUGACUUUGGAGGAAAAGAUAGGCCAAAUGACACAAAUUGAUCGACUCGUGGCCUCAGAGGAGGUUAUGAAGAAGUAUUACAUAGGCAGUAUGUUGAGUGCUGGAGGUAGUGGUCCACCUCCGACAGCGUCUCCUCAGACGUGGAUCGACAUGGUGAAUGGUUACCAAAAGGGCUCGUUAUCGACCCGUCUUAAGAUUCCAAUGCUGUUUGGGAUAGACGCAGUUCAUGGAAACAGCGCCGUCUAUAGAGCUACAAUUUUCCCCCACAAUGUUGGUCUUGGAGCUACAAGAGAUCCUGAGUUAGUGAAGAGAAUUGGAGCUGCAACUGCUCUAGAAGUCAGGGCAACGGGUAUUCCCUAUGCUUUUGCACCUUGCAUUGCGGUUUGCAGGGAUCCGAGAUGGGGUCGUUGUUAUGAAAGUUAUAGCGAAGAUCCAAAGAUUGUUCGAGCAAUGACUGAGAUCAUACCUGGAUUACAAGGAGAUAUACCUGCUAAUUCUCGUAAGGGUGUUCCCUUCCUCGCUGGACAGCAAAAGGUUUUAGCUACUGCAAAACACUAUGUUGGUGAUGGCGGAACCACCAAAGGCAUCAAUGAGAAUAAUACAGUGGCAAGCAGGCAUGAUUUGCUGAGGAUUCACAUGCCGGCAUACUAUGACUCAAUCAUCAAAGGUGUGGGAACGAUCAUGAUCUCCUACUCGAGUUGGAACGGUGUAAAGAUGCACGCUAACCGUGAUCUCAUCACCGGAUUCCUGAAAAAUACGCUGCGUUUCAGAGUAAACCCAAUUUUCAUUGGAAACUUGUGGCUUAGGAAAGAUAAACAGAAUGAAAAAUCUCAGUUUGUUUGUGAUUCAUUUCAGGGAUUUGUCAUCUCAGACUGGCAGGGACUUGACAGAAUCACAUCUCCGCCUCACGCGAACUAUACGUAUUCAAUUAUAGCUGGAGUUGGUGCUGGAAUUGACAUGAUCAUGGUUCCAUACAACUAUACCGAGUUCAUCGAUGGUCUAACCUCCCUGGUCAAAAAUAACUUUAUUCCCAUGAGCCGCAUUGAUGAUGCAGUGAAAAGGAUUUUGAGAGUUAAAUUCACAAUUGGUCUAUUUGAACACCCCUUGGCCGACUAUAGCAUGACCAAGUACCUGGGAAGUCAGGAACAUAGAGAACUGGCAAGGGAAGCAGUAAGAAAAUCUCUUGUGCUGCUUAAGAAUGGUGAAUCUGCAAAUAAACCAUUGAUACCACUUCCUAAGAAGGCAUCAAAGAUUCUUGUUGCGGGAACCCAUGCCGACAACAUUGGUAACCAAUGUGGUGGUUGGACGAUUCAAUUGCAGGGCCAGCCCGGCAAUGUUACAGUCGGUACCACAAUACUGACUGCCAUUAGGAAUACAGUUCACCCAGAGACAAAAAUCGUUUUCAACGAGAACCCACAUCCUGGAUAUGUUAAGUCCAACGAGUUCUCAUACGCCAUUAUCGUGGUUGGAGAACCACCAUAUUCAUUAACAUUUGGAGACAACACAAACUUGACGAUUCCUGAUCCAGGACCAAGUAUUAUAACAAAUGUGUGUGCUUCGGUGAAAUGUGUUGUCGUUCUUAUAACAGGCCGUCCAGUCGUGAUUCAGCCAUAUCUUGCACAAAUAGAUGCUCUUGUCGCUGCUUGGCUUCCAGGAACAGAAGGCCAAGGUGUUGCUGAUGUUCUGUUUGGUGACUACGGUUUUACCGGCACGCUCCCGCGUACAUGGUUCAAGACGGUUGAUCAACUCCCUAUGAAUGUUGGAGAUCAACACUAUGACCCGCUAUUCCCCUUUGGAUAUGGACUCAUCACAGAGCCUGUAAGGGGAAACUAAGUCUGCAUUGUUGGUUCACUGAGUGUGGCCAUUCCCCAUCCAGUGCAUAUUAUUAUGAGAUUUUAAUGCAAGAAUGAAAUGAGAAAGAAUAAAGAAGUAAUCAACGUUAUAUCA